Tachyglossus aculeatus (Australian echidna) is the source of this 4396-nucleotide messenger RNA. Its product is annotated as carcinoembryonic antigen-related cell adhesion molecule 6-like. NCBI's taxonomy places the organism in Eukaryota, Metazoa, Chordata, Mammalia, Monotremata, Tachyglossidae. The transcript is spliced from 10 exons. The record is from RefSeq and is a predicted model, not a curated record. The coding region runs from base 150 to 1985 and encodes 611 amino acids.
GUGGGGGGCGGGUGGAGGAGACAGAGUCCUCCCGAGGGAGAGGAGGCUGGAGUUUGGAAGCCACAGCGGGGCCGGGGGCGUCCAAUCCACUCACAAAGCCGACGGCCUCGACGCCCUCUCCAAGCAGGAGCAUCUCUGGUCCCGGGAAAAUGGGUCUUCCUAACAGCGGCUGGGACCCUCCCCAUCGGGCUGCUCUUACCUGGCCAGGGCUUCUUCUCGCAGCCUUCGUCCUCACCGCCGGGGUCCGGCCCGCGGAGCCUCUUACCAUCCAACCGGCCGUGGCUGUAGUCGGGGACAACGUCACUCUGACCGCCCAGGAAGACCCAAACCAAGUUGCAGUUUAUAAGUGGUACCGAGGGACCAGUUUGGAGGAAUACCUCAUCUUUGAAUACAUAACCACCUCAGACAAUCCUAGACCUGGAAACGCAUACACAGACCGCGAAUUUGUGCGUCCAAAUGGCUCCCUGCUCAUCACCAGCGUUACAGUCAAUGACACCGGUCUCUACUCUGUAGGCAUCACAUUCAAGAACUUUUCUUCUGCUUCAGGCAAAGGAGAGUUAUGGGUUUAUGAGAAGCUGUCCCCACCCCAUAUCACAACCAACAACUCUGCCCCAGUGGAGAACAAGGACUUGGUAGUACUAACAUGUGAAACCAAGAAUAAUAUAACGAUUCUAUGGUUCGUAAAUGACCAGGAAAUACUGGUCAGUGACAGACUGGAGCUGGCUGAGAAGAACAGGACCCUCACUAUAUACAAUGUCACAAGGAAGGACAGAGGACCCUAUCGGUGUGAAGUCAGAAACCCAAUUAAUUCCAAUAUGAGUGACCCAUUCUUCCUGAAUGUGACCUAUGGUCCUGAUGUCCCCUCGAUAGCCCCCUCUGACCCUCCUUCUUACAGUGCAGGGGCAAACCUCAAUCUCACCUGCUCUGCUGACUCAAACCCACCUGCACAGUUCACUUGGUAUUUCAAUGGAAGCUUGGCACAAUCCACACCAGCCCUCUUUAUCCCUAAUAUCCACGGGAAUCACUCUGGACAAUACACCUGUAAUGCCUCCAACCCAGUCACAGGUCUCCACAGCACCAAAGAUGUCACAAUCACAGUGAUUGAACUGCUAACCGAGCCAGCCCUAACUAGCAACAGAACUAACAUCACAGAGGGUGAGGGACCUGUGGCAUUUACAUGCGACACCCCUGCUCUGAACAUUUUGUGGAUUUUCAACAACAAGAACCUUACCAGCAGCAGCCAGGGGAACAAGACUCUCACUAUACUCAAUGCCACACGAAAGGACGUGGGGGAAUAUCAGUGUGAAGUCUGGAAUGCGGUCAGUAGAAACAGGAGCAACACGGUCAACCUGACCGUAUACUACGGUCCAGAUCACAUGGCUAUUACUCGAGACUCUGAAUCCAACCCUACCAACCCCAUUGUGGUCCAACAGAAUUCGUCUGUGACUCUAAACUGCCAGGCCCAGUCUCACCCGGCCCCACAGUAUCAGUGGUUUUUCAAUGAUACAAUCAACCUGGGAACCUCAGGGAGCAGUCACGUUAUCCCCCGUAUGGCCCAGAAGAAUGAGGGGACAUACACUUGCAAAGCUCAAAACAAUGUGACCAAUACAACUAAUUCCGCUUCUGUCCUGGUCAAGCUAUUGGAUCCAAACUCUCCAGGCAACGGUGGAGACUCCCAGCUCUCCUCCGGGGCAAUUGCCGGUAUCGUGAUCGGAGUCCUCGCUGGAGUGGCUCUCAUCGGAGGGCUGGCGUAUUUCCUGUUCUGCAGGAAUACUGGAGGGAAGAGCGACCAAUUCGAUCAUACCGAGCCCAGGUCCUCGGCCAACAUGAACAAUCACGGCUAUCCUGACGUCACAAAUAACAAGGUUGAGGAAGUCCCAUAUGCUGCCGUGAAAUUCAAUGUCAACGUUUUCCAGAAACCACCCUCCAAACCCCUGGCCUCUCAAACUACAGAAAUUAUCUACUCUGAAAUCAAAAAGAAGUAACGCGCACCUUUGGCAUCCUGCUCUCCUGAUAUAUUUAUUCUACUUCCCCUUACGCUCCCACCCCCAGCUCCAGGCCUGGGCAGCUCUUUUCUCACUUCAAGGAGGAACAGAGGAAGAUGUGCCUUGAUCCUUACCUCCAAUAUCAUUUGCCCCUCCAAGCUCCCUGAUCCCUCUCCUGAGAAUCGGCCCUAGGGAGUGUGGAGCCUGGGGCAACUAUCCCAGUACCAGGCCUCAGCACAAGAUGGGGGUGACUGGGGGUGAUUAAGGAAGAGAGGUUACACUUGUAAAUCUUCUCCUUCCCCCUGCCCAAAGCUCCGUGCGCUACCUCCUCUCCAUACCCAGCAGUGAGAGGCACUCUUAGGCUGCCCAGAGUCCCCUUGGGAAUGGUUGGAAAAGCCAGGCCAGAGUCCCUUGCGGGGAGACAGGAUUGAAAUCUCCCCUCUCCUCCUUCUUUCCUCUUCUUCAACCCAUUGCCUAACUGGCAGGGCUUUGCUAGCCUCAGGCCCAGCCAUCGAGGACACCUCUUUGAUCAAAAUGGGACUCUGUUGGUGUCUAGGGAAGUGGGCCAGGAUGUGAGGAAGCAAGGUGGCCCGGUGUCCUGUGUUCCCAACCACUUUCCUCUUUACCCAUGUCAUGGCAGCUCUGGGGAGUUCUGUGUCUUGGAAGGGAGGGUCCCUUCCAGAGUGCUGGGUCGGGGUAAUUGUCCCAAGUGGGACCUUACCUUAGCAAUGGUUCACAGUCAACGGGUGCAUCCAAGUACCUCGCCAAAAUCCAUCUCCCUCCUUGUUGAAAUCUAGCAUGAGAAAGGUGGAGUGAACGGCCUCUACUUUUACUGCCACACAUCUGUCCUUUCGUUCUUACCUGGAUCCUCCCCACCUCCACCCCGAUCGGUCCUAACCCGGCUCUGGUCUUGGACUUGCAUUUCUCCAUGACCCCCGGCCAGCAGAAGAGCAUUAGAAAAGGUGCAGUCUCUAUUCCCCUCCCAACCAGUGAGCGGGUCCAAAGAAAAGAGGGUGAAUCUUUUUUCUGUUCUACCCUGUUGUCUGAAUGGGAGUUGACUUUCCCAAGGUAGGGCACUGAGGCAUUAAGAAGGUUGAGUGUGAGAAAAUUAGUUCCUUUUCUGAGAGCUGAGUGAGGUGGUUGGUUGGAGUGGGGGAGGGGGAAAGGGGAACAGGGACUCGGGGGUGGGGGAGAAAUGAAUAACUUCAUCAGGAGGGCAGAGUGCAGGAAGACCAGAGGCUCGUUUUUGAGCAGGGACCGUUCCUCCCCAGUGUCAAAGUCUGACCUUCUGGACUUUAGCUGGCACUUUUCCUGUCUGGGCAGUUCCCAGGUGCAAACGCCCCAGGACUCUCACUUUUCCGUUGGGAGAGCUACCUGCUUGUGGAAAAUCAGGCCUGGAUGAGGGCACUGUUCAGUGAAAGAUUCUCAUCGCUAGGAAGCUUCAGGGAAGGGGGGAACCAGCCCCUUGCCGAGAGGAAGUUCAGGAGAGGACCUAAUGGGCAGGUUGUUAAAGUGCCAAGCUUGUGUGUUUCUCCUUUUCCCAGGCGACACUGGGGGGGGGGGGGGGGGGGUGUUGGCCCUUUUGACCUUCUGGUAUUUCUUCCUCUUUGUGCAGCAUCAGUUGACUUGCCCGCAGCUCUCCAGCCACUCCAACGUCCCUCUCACCAGCGGGGAGAAAUACUGAACUUUCUCUUGGCUCCUUCCCCUCUUACCACACUCAGUCACAGGACUCCCAAGGGCCAGCCAGGGACCCAGGGUGGGUGCUGAGGAUUCCCCCUCCCUUCCAGCCCCCCUCUGCCCCUCCCUCAAGGUCUGUCUGUUCCUCUCCCUCUUUUGGGAAGCCUCAGCCUCUGUGUGGGUGGGUUUGGUCCCUGGGAGCCCCCCGAGGGGCUGUGUUUGCACUAUCACUCACACGAGGUGGCUGGUGGAGGGGGGGAUUUCUACCCCCAGGAACUUGCACUGGUGCUCACUCCCUCCGACACACUAGGGCUGGAGGAGGCCGGGACGCCUGACCAAUCCCUCCCCCGACCGAUCAGAACGUCAGAAUUGGGAGAUAGGGGAAGAGGAGAGAAAGAGACCUCUUCUCCCAGCCCAGAGUUCUCUGACUCUGAAGUUAAUGGGUUUUUCCAAGGACCACUGUGGAGAAAGUUCUGGGGUCAAUACCAGAUCCGACACCAGACUGAGAGGCCUCUGUAGUAGGCACCCAUCAAGGGAGCCCUCUCCAUUGAAUCACCUCUCCCUUGACCGUUCCACUAUGACAUAAACUCAGGUUCUGCCUUUUCCUCGAACUUCCCCUGUGGUAUCUAAUUGUGUGUGGCCAGUGCCUCCUCUUGAUCCUAUUGGCAAAUGAAUGGUUUGUAAAAUUGAUUUGCUCUAUAUUUAUAAUAAAAUUGAAAUUUCAAACACAAACA